Molecule: messenger RNA, 2604 nt
Organism: Bicyclus anynana (squinting bush brown)
Lineage: Eukaryota; Metazoa; Arthropoda; Insecta; Lepidoptera; Nymphalidae
Gene: NGR-A33
Product: tachykinin-like peptides receptor 86C
Exons: 11
Coding region: 362-1564 (400 amino acids)
Biological process (GO): G protein-coupled receptor signaling pathway
Cellular component (GO): plasma membrane
Molecular function (GO): tachykinin receptor activity
Source: RefSeq, a predicted model, not a curated record
CUUGCGCCGGAAAGGACGCACGUUUAUGCUUCGGUCACAUACGUAUAAUCACUUACCGGUGUACUAAUUCAACACUGAAUAGUAGUUGAUAUAAUAUUAUUAUUACUAUGAUGACGUUAAAUAAACAUAAAAAUAUUGUGUGGUAAAAUGUGAAAUUUCAAGCGAUAUACUGUAAAUUUUUUCUUGAGACUAAAAGUUCGCUAAAGUUUCGUAAACUUAUAGUAGUUUCUGAUAGUGUGUGAAAGAAGUGCGUGUAAACUAUAGUAAAUGUUUUAUUAGUGCAGUAUUUUAUAAAAAAUGAUUUGUGUAGUAAAAUGACCUUAAUGUUCUAUUCUACAAGUGAGUGAGUGAAUGACUUGCAAUGGACUCUGAGACUGAAAUACAGAAUAUAAUCAACUGUACCCAGCAGGUGUUGGGACCCAACUUUGACUGGGACACACUGAACGUUUCUCAGAUAUUGGACUUGUUGCCGAGUCAGAUCCUUGGGGACAUCAACCUUAAGAUCACACUCGGCAACUGCAUGGGUCUGGGCAAGAGGCCGUACAGCCCCCCCUGGUGGGGGCAGCUGUCCUGGUUCGUGGUGUUCGCGGUGAUGCUGUUGCUGGCAGUGCUGGGGAACACCUUGGUCAUAUGGAUUGUUCUAGCUCAUCGCCGUAUGCGAACAGUGACCAACUGUUUCCUCGUGAACCUUGCUGUGGCUGACCUCCUCAUGGCAACACUCAACGGUGCUCCGAAUUUCGUGUUCCUAGUCACAGCGCACUGGCCGUUCGGAUCCGUCACUUGCACGGCCAGCAACUUCACUGCUAACCUGACUGUGUCUGCUGGGGUUUUCACCCUCGUCGCUAUCACUGUUGACAGAUACGUGGCAAUCGUGAGGCCGUUGCAACACAGGCUGAGCCGCAGAGUCGCUCGCGCCGUCUUGCUCACGGUUUGGUUCGCGAGCGCACUGCUGGCGCUUCCCAGCCUUCUCUACUCCGAUACGUACACAAAGAAGUACAUAAACGGAGAGCGAGAAAUAUGUUUCAUAAAAUGGCCAGAUGGUAGCUACCCCACUUCGAGAACGGAUUACUGCUACAAUAUAGUAUUCCUGAUGGUGACGUAUGUGGUGCCAAUGGUGGUCAUGGUGUGGGCGUACGCUCGCAUGAGCGCGGCGCUGCGCGGCCGGACUAUUGGAGAGUGUACGCAUCACCAGAUGCAGGUCGUGAGGGCCAAGAGAAAGGUGGUGAGAAUGUUCGUGCUGGUGGUGGUAGUGUUUGCGCUGUGCUGGCUUCCCUACCACGCUUACUUCGUGCUGGUGUACCACCACCAGGCUCUGGCGUCGUCACCGUUCGCGCAGCAUGUCUACUUGGGCUUCUACUGGCUUGCUAUGGCCAACUCUAUGUUCAACCCGCUCAUUUAUUACUGGAUGAGUAACAAGUUUCGACUGUACUUCAAGCUAGUGCUGUGCUGGUGUCAAGCCACGAAGACCCCGACACCAAUCAACUUGACGAAGCAAUUCGAGAUGAACAAAUCCUUCUCCGUGAGCCAGAGGCCCCGCGACGCGUCGUCGUUCAGUCGAGCAUGACACUCGCGACGGCGGAGCAAUUUGUCCCGCUCGCUGCCAGCCAACGACAUGUCCAACGGUACUUCAUCCCUGAAAAACGGCGCCAUUGUCCGGACAAACCCUCGCGGGGACUCUGACGGUGAAAGGCGGUGCAAUGUUUGUGAAGACAGACUAUAAGUGAUUCUAAUGUGUUACAUUGUAAGUCCUUUUAAAUCGUGUAAAUAAUGUUUGUGUGUUUUUAUUUUGCUGUAUGUAUCAUCAUUAGCUCACCGUUGAGCACGAGUCUCCUCUCAGAAUGAGAGGGGUUAGGCCAAUAGUCCACCACGCUGGCCUAAUGCGAAUUGGCUAAUUGGAAUUGACUUCACAUACGUAGAGAAUCAAGAAAAUUCCUCACGAUGUUUUUCCUUCACCGUUUGAGACACGUGAUAUUUAAUUUCUUAAAAUUCGAACCUACGCCCCCCAAACCGAAGGCAGAGGUCACAUCCACUGGGGCCAGUGCUGUAAACGCAUUUUAUUAUACAAAAUGUAUAAUAAAAUGCGUUUGCCUAGAAGAUGCCUAUUCACUCUUGAAGAUAAAGUUAUAGGCAGUAGGGAAAACGGAGUUGGAAAGGCAUUCCAUAUAUUUGCAGUGCGUAUAACUAAUGAGGAAUCAAACUGCUUAGUACGCGUCCAAGAUAUAUCUACAACGUAGCGGUAUAGUUUGCUGCAAUAUUCUAUGAAGGAAGAAUUGGAUCAAAUAGGUUCUGAGAUGAUACAUUCAUUUAAAAUAAUCUUUUGUUGGUUGCUCUAUGAUAAUUCCUUACCCUAUGAACCGAGAAUUUGUAAAUAUUUAGCAAUUCUAUAUUCAUAAAAAUCUGUAAGUUUAGAUAUAAAUAAUAUGCUAACAAUGCUUUUUGAAUUAAAUUAAUGGGUUGUUUUAGGUACUAAUACUUUGUUAUCUCUAAGUCCAGCGUAUAUAUCUAGACAAUUAUAAAAUAACCGUAAAUAUAAAUAAACAGUGUAUGUUAGUAAUACUUAUAUAAAAUAUAAGUUAAUAAUAAAUAUAUAGAACAUACAUGAAA